Saccharomyces mikatae IFO 1815 is the source of this 990-nucleotide messenger RNA. RefSeq names its product WD-repeat containing protein SWD2 (gene SWD2). The record is from RefSeq and is a predicted model, not a curated record. The transcript has a single exon. Gene Ontology annotation, cellular component: Set1C/COMPASS complex. Gene Ontology annotation, molecular function: protein binding; chromatin binding. Bases 1 to 990 code for a protein of 329 amino acids. NCBI's taxonomy places the organism in Eukaryota, Fungi, Ascomycota, Saccharomycetes, Saccharomycetales, Saccharomycetaceae.
AUGACUACUGUGUCCAUUAGUAAACCCAGCCUGCUGAAGUUCAAACAUGUUAAGAGCUUUCAACCGCAAGAAAAAGACUACGGGCCGGUAACCUCAUUAAAUUUCGACGAUAAUGGUCAAUUUCUGCUGACCUCUUCUUCUAACGAUACAAUGCAACUGUAUAGUGCCACGAAUUGCAAAUUUCUGGAUACGAUUGCCUCUAAGAAAUAUGGCUGCCACUCCGCUAUCUUCACGCAUGCACAAAACGAAUGCAUCUACUCUUCCACGAUGAAAAAUUUCGAUAUUAAAUACCUUAAUCUAGAGACGAACCAAUAUCUAAGGUAUUUUUCCGGUCAUGGUGCUUUAGUGAAUGACUUAAAGAUGAACCCAGUAAAUGAUACUUUUCUGUCUUCAUCCUAUGAUGAAUCUGUUAGGCUUUGGGAUUUGAAAAUUUCUAAACCGCAAGUAAUUAUACCAAGUCUCGUACCAAAUUGUAUCGCAUAUGACCCAAGUGGUCUCGUUUUUGCAUUGGGAAACCCGGAAAAUUUUGAAAUUGGGCUAUAUAACCUGAAGAAGAUUCAGGAGGGUCCCUUUUUAAUAAUCAAAAUCAACGAUUCGUCUUUCAACCAGUGGAAUAAACUAGAAUUUUCCAACAAUGGGAAGUAUUUAUUGGUUGGUUCGUCGAUGGGAAAACACUUGAUCUUCGACGCAUUCACUGGUCAACAAUUAUUUGAACUAAUAGGGACAAGAGCGUUCCCUAUUAGAGAAUUUUUAGAUUCCGGAUCUGCCUGCUUUACACCAGACGGUGAAUUUGUCCUUGGGACGGAUUAUGAUGGUAAGAUUGCUAUCUGGAAUCAUUCAGAUUCAAUAAGUAACAAGAUAUUAAAACCACAAGGAUUUAUUCCCUGUGUUUCUCAUGAGACUUGCCCCAGGUCAAUUGCAUUUAACCCUAAAUAUUCUAUGUUUGUUACCGCAGACGAGACAGUAGAUUUUUACGUUUACGAUGAAUGA